AUGGCAGCCCACAUGGCAGCCCACAUGGCAGCCCACAUGGCAGCCCACAUGGCAGCCCACAUGGCAGCCCACAUGGCAGCCCACAUGGCAGCCCACAUGGCAGCCCACAUGGCAGCCCACAUGGCAGCCCACGUGGCAGCCCACGUGGCAGCCCACGUGGCAGCCCACGUGGCAGCCCACGUGGCAGCCCACGUGGCAGCCAGGGUGGCUACCCGUGUGGCUGCCGCAGCGCGUAGCUUCUGUCUUCAGUCUAGACUCCCUUCUCAUAAACACAACUGA
Knipowitschia caucasica is the source of this 279-nucleotide messenger RNA. NCBI's taxonomy places the organism in Eukaryota, Metazoa, Chordata, Actinopteri, Gobiiformes, Gobiidae. The record is from the annotation of a GenBank genome assembly.